Ostrinia furnacalis (Asian corn borer) is the source of this 2210-nucleotide messenger RNA. RefSeq lists its product as uncharacterized. The transcript is spliced from 2 exons. The record is from RefSeq and is a predicted model, not a curated record. Lineage: Eukaryota; Metazoa; Arthropoda; Insecta; Lepidoptera; Crambidae. Bases 92 to 1792 code for a protein of 566 amino acids.
AGCUGAAGAGCUAGCAAAGGAGCCGCCUGACCACAGAUUCCCAGAUUGGAUCAACCUCCGCGUGCAAAGACCCAAGGCUGCCACCGCACGCAUGCGCCCAACCAAACGCGCCAAAGCCAAAAAGGAGGAGGCACCGUCUCCACAGGACGAGCAGACCUUCAAAGACCCGGAUACUAAUCAGGAUUUUCAAAUAGAAACUAAAGAUACUCAGAGGGAUAACUUUGAAGAGGAAAAAGAUAUCCUAAAAACCCCUGACAAUCCAUUGGGUUUUAUAAAAAAAGAACCAAUCGACGAGGAUGGUAAUGGACCCUAUAUCCCUGGAGCAUUAACUGAACCAGAAAAAAGGCACGACAGUCACAACCUUCUAGUCAAAGAAGCCGUAGAACAGAUUCAUGGUCCUCAAGAAGACGACGAAGACACAUUUUGGCGGAAAGUAGCCGAAAACGCCGAGAAAAAUGAACAGCUACGCGAAGAGAAUAUGAAACACAAAAAAAGUGGGACACCCAAACUACCCUACGUCAACGUCUCUCAAAAUUUUCAGUUCGCGAAGAAGAUGCACGUAGGGAAUCUGGAACAUCAGCCGCUUCCAGAUACAUUGGGUUACCGUAAUAUGACUAAAAUUGCUGAGCACAGGGACUCGGAUAUUAUUGUCAAACCAUACGCUAUUGGCUGGAAAGGUUACGGCGCAUCAGGACCUACUUGCUGCACAAAAAUGCGCGUUCAUAGACCCAAAACCUGUGAUAAUAAGAAAAGUGACGGAGAUAAAGAGCCGAAAAGACCGUCCACAUCAGGACCUAAUUUAGGCGGUCAAUACAACAAGAAGCCACUGUCUCUUAUGGAUCUAGCAAUUUGUUGGGACUUCAGACUUGACGAUCCAAAUCACGAGCCUAGACGACCAAAACAUAUAGAUGGAUCAAACGGCUCGAAAGCACCGGCGGUGUUUACUAUGGUGCACACUCCUAAAGAGGAGGUAAUCGAAGAGUUGACCGGACACGCUAAUCCAAUUUUCAAUCAGAAUCGACUAGGCGACGAUAUGAGUCGUCAUCCUGUGCCAUAUUUCGAGAAAGAUAUGACUAAGGAUAAACGGAGAAAUUCGUGUGAUGUUCAGUACUGUCCGCAACACAAUGCGCACAGCGAGAAAAGUUCUAAGUCGUCGAGCAGGAAGAGUUCCGCACACUCUGCGAAGAAGCCAGAGUGUGAUGGGAUACACGGUUGUGGAACUCCAAGCGACACUAGCCGGAAGUCUAGUCGCGAUAGGAGGCCAGAAAAACUCCAGCCUAUCAAAGAUGCGUGGAAUGUUCACACGAAUAAAAACACUAAAGUUGACAUCAACAGCAAUCAUAGGCACAGUCUGGAAUCUUACGAGAAGACUCCGCUCGCUCAGGGAAAAUUGCAUCAGAGUUCUCCAAUCGAGUCGCAGAAUUCCAGGCGCUCGACUAAAGAUAGCGUGUCGACUACACGGCAUAAGAAUUGUCUGCCUUGCUGUGAGAAGGCUCCUCCUGAGGUUAAGCAGAAGGAAGAUUACAAGUUUGCGUUUAAGGCUGGGAAUCCGAACUCGGUGAAUAGCGUUUCUGGUUCGAUGGAUUCGAAGGGUGUGAAAAUUCCGAAGAUGCGUCAUCCUUAUACAAAGAAGUCUUACACGAUUCCUACUUUAGCACCGCCGUUCAGUAUCUGGCGCGAGGCGAAUGCCAGUGGUUACCCCGAGCACUGGCGCUUAGCUAGCGUUUACCAACACGCAUACAAACCGCCGGAACAAAGACGCAAGCCUCUCAUAGAGAGUGUGUACCAGUGAACACCGUAUAACAAAAGAGUUUGUAGGUAUUACAAUGUCAAAAACUUCCACUUUAAAUAUUUUAUCUCUGUAUUCAUAAUUUCUGUGAUUCACAGUGUUUAUUUAUGAGUAAUUUCAGAGUUUGCCAAUAAAGUUAUAGAUAGUUAUCUGAUAUCUAACAAACAAUAAAGGUCGCUGGUUACCAGUAAUUUUAUCUGAUAUUGAUAUCGAUAUUCAACAUCUUUGAAACUACAAGAAUAUCUAUUACAUUUCGUCUAUUUCAUCCAGUUGGAUAUCCAUCGGGUAAACUUGUAUUUAAACUUCUAUUAGCAAACUCUGACCUUCUAGUAAUCUUAUCCUGCUCAUUUAUAAUCGUAGGUUAAAAUGAAAGCAAUUGUUCCACAUAAAUGUUUAUUGGGUCCAAUUACCAACACAUUGC